GUGACAUUAAAAAUGGUAGACCUAAUUGGAAAAUCUUGAAUUUCUAUUUCCUUUUAUUUAUAAUACAAUGUCGAGUCAACACAAGAAACUUCAGUUUGCCCCAUUCAGUAGUUUUCUUGAUGCUGGUUUCUGGCACAAAUUAUCCGAAAAUAAACUAAAUGUUUAUGGUUUGGAUGAAACCCCUAAGUUCAUCAAUGGAUUUUAUUUCAAUGGUGAUCCAGCUGGUUUGCCAUGCAGAUUAAAUGUAGAAUAUUCAGCAUUUGAUAAGGUACCACAAGUUCCAUCAAGAUGUUUCAGAUCACAUGGUGUCCUCCAUAAUAUGAACACAAUAGACAAAUUCAAAGAAUGUGAUCACAAAGAAUUACUAGAAAAUGUUGGAAAAAAGGUCUGGGAAGAUAUUGUGAGCAAGAAAAUAGAGAAAGAUCCAUCACUUUUAUCCAGAUAUCUGUUAUUAGCAUUUGCAGAUCUGAAGAAGUAUAUUUAUUAUUAUUGGUUUGCAUUUCCAUGUUUAUGUAUGCCAGAAGAUGUUACUAUGGUUACAGAUCCUGUGAAACUACCAGACAGGUUGAACAGCCAGCAAAUAUCAGAGCUGAUAGCAGAAUAUGAUAAAUUUCAAAGUACAUCAACAGAAUUUGUUGGAUAUUUUAUUAUAGUACAGACUAAAGACAGUGUUGUUGUGGAUCAUCUUAAAAAUGUAGAAUCGUAUUCCAAAGAUACAUGUAAGAUAUUUUUUGGUUUUGCUGACCCAUGUACAUUAGAUAGUAAUCCAGGAUGGCCUCUUAGAAAUUAUCUGUUGUAUAUAAGUUACCACUGGGGAGAUAAGUUUAAAAAUGCUGAGAUUUUAUGUUUCCGUGAUAGAAGUAAAGAUGGAGUCAGAGACGUAUCACACAGUAUUAUUCUAACUCUAAAUAUAUCCUCAACAAUGACGCUUACAGAAUGUCCAAAAAGUGUUGGUUGGGAGAAAAAUGAAAGACAGAAACUUGGUCCAAGAGUUGUCAAUCUAAGUUCAAGCAUGGACCCUGUCAGAUUAUCUGAAUCUGCAGUUGAUUUGAAUUUAAAACUAAUGAGAUGGAGACUAUUGCCUGAACUUGACCUUGAGAAGGUCGCUGGAACUAGAUGUUUAUUACUAGGUGCUGGGACUUUAGGAUGUAAUGUAGCUAGGUGUUUAAUGGGUUGGGGUGUAAGACAUAUUACCCUUGUUGAUAAUGGAAGAAUAUCUUACUCUAAUCCAGUCAGACAAUCAUUAUUCCAGUUCGAGGAUUGUUUGAAUGGGGGCAAACCUAAAGCAGAAGCUGCUGCAGAGGCACUGAAAAAGAUCUUCCCUGGCGUUAAAGCUACAGGAAUUUCACUGUCUAUUCCAAUGCCUGGUCACUCUGUUUCUGAUGGAUCACUAGAAGGGACAAAAAAUGAGGUGCAACAGUUAGAUGAACUGGUGCAAUCCCAUGAUGCAUUGUUCCUUUUACUAGAUACUAGAGAAAGUAGAUGGCUUCCAACCGUCAUGGCUGCAGCUUAUCAGAAGAUUGUGAUAUGUGCUGCAUUGGGUUUUGACACAUUCCUGGUAAUGAGACAUGGUUUCCACACAGGGGUAGAUAACCCUGAGAAGAUUGCUUUCUCCAGUACAAUGUCAAUACCUGGGGACCAGUUAGGGUGCUACUUUUGUAAUGAUGUAGUGGCACCAGGCAAUUCAACAAGGGACAGAACUUUGGACCAGCAGUGCACUGUAUCCCGUCCAGGCAUGUCAUAUUUGGCUAGUGCUCUUGCUGGAGAAUUACUGGUAUCUGUGAUACAACACCCACUGGGACCAAAAGCCCCAGCAGAUACCAGUGCUAAGGAUGAACACUUAUCUCAAGAGCUGUCAUGUAACCUUGGGAUUGUUCCUCAUCAGAUUAGAUGUUUCCUGUCUAGAUUUCAUCAACUUUUACCUGCUAGUAUGGCUUUUGAUAAAUGUACAGCAUGUUCAAAAACUGUCAUAGAUGCCUACAAGAAGGAAGGUUUUGACUUUCUACUCAAAGCUUUUAAUGAUCCUGCAUAUUUAGAAAAUCUUACUGGUCUUACACAGAUGCACCAAGAAACAUUAGAUGCAGAGGUAUGGGAUUAUAGUGAUGAUGAGGAGUGUAGUAGUAUGGAAAUCACAUGACAACAGAUAACAUUGUAGACAAUUUCAAUACUGAUAUUAAUUAUUGAACAAUUAUUUGUUAAGAGACAGGGUUAAUAAUAAGACCAAUAUUUGUUGCUUUAUUAUAAUGUAUAAACUUCUGCAUAACUUUAUAAAAUCCAACUUUUAUUUACCAUGAUGCUUACUCCACUUUAUUACAGAUAGUCCUUUUCUGUUUUGGUUACAGACUUAUUUAUUUGGGAUUCUUUGACCUAUCAUUUAUUAAAGUUCUUAUUCCAAAGCUCACUUUUUAAUUUUAGAUACAAAUUUAUUAUUAGGGCUUUGUUGACCUGUUCCCUAUUGCCACAUCUCUUUUUUCCAAAUUUAUAAAGUUUCAUCAUUCACACCAUUUCUUUGUCCACAACCUGUUGAUUUUUUUUUUAAAUAUCUGCUUUUCUGCAGGUCCCAUUACUCCAACUUCUUUGACCAAUUAUAUGAAACUAUUCCCCUUUAUCAUAUUUCUGGUUGUGGUUUUCAAGAGGCUUUGUUAACUUAAUGAAGCUAUUUACCUUUGGAAGACAUUUUUAUGGAUCUUUAUUCUAUUUUUUGAUAAAAUACUUUCUUGGUCUGUGAACUUUCUUUACGCUGCUUUUGAUGUCUUAUAGUUACCAAACAAAUGGUAGUGGUAUAAAAUUGUUCUUUUAUGUGUUGGUGACUAUUUUCUGUUAAAGAAUUAUUUAUUAUUAAUUAUGA
Molecule: messenger RNA, 2848 nt
Organism: Mytilus trossulus (common blue mussel)
Lineage: Eukaryota; Metazoa; Mollusca; Bivalvia; Mytilida; Mytilidae
Product: ubiquitin-like modifier-activating enzyme ATG7
Exons: 19
Coding region: 68-2137 (689 amino acids)
Biological process (GO): autophagy of mitochondrion; autophagosome assembly; cellular response to nitrogen starvation
Cellular component (GO): phagophore assembly site; cytoplasm
Molecular function (GO): Atg8 activating enzyme activity; Atg12 activating enzyme activity
Source: RefSeq, a predicted model, not a curated record